Molecule: messenger RNA, 644 nt
Organism: Agelaius phoeniceus (red-winged blackbird)
Lineage: Eukaryota; Metazoa; Chordata; Aves; Passeriformes; Icteridae
Source: RefSeq, a predicted model, not a curated record
CGCCGGAGGCUGAGGCAGGCUCGGUGGGAGCGAGCCAGUACCGCCGCUAGAGUCCCGGCUGUCCAAGCCUCCCCUCAGAUGUUUGACCGAGGAGAAGAGCGGAGCCAGAGCCCAAGGAGCGACCGCUACAACCGGGCGGCAUUAAGUAGCCGUGGCCGUACCCCUCCCCACGCCGUGCCCGCCUCCCACCGCUUCUCUGCCCUACCCAAAAUGGCCGCGCCCGUCGCCACCACCCGCCCCGCGCUGCCCGCACGCAAAAUGGCCGCCAGCGCCUGAGGCGGGCCGCGCGCUUGUGACGCUGCGCGCGGCUAAUGGCGGGCGCGAGGGGCGGCGCGGCACGUCCGGGGCCGUGCUUCCCUCAGCGCUUCUUCUUCCUGCUGGGGCGCGUUUGAACGUGUGAGGGCCGGGCGAGUGCUCUCCUCUCUGAGAAGGCUCCUCGAUGCCAGUUUGCAAUGGGUCUUAAAACCUUCUGGAAGGACAACAAAGUUCUGAUUGUUAUGGGAGCUAGCCUGGGGCUAGUGCACUGGGGCUGGUAUUACUUGAAGUCCAGUCCUAUUUUCCAAGUGAAGACAGAGGAUUUUUCUCCAGACCGUGAAAUUCUGGCAUUCAUGAUGCAAACCGCUCGCAAAAGUAAAGAAAAAUAG